Messenger RNA from Galdieria sulphuraria, 829 nucleotides. RefSeq lists its product as uncharacterized. NCBI's taxonomy places the organism in Eukaryota, Rhodophyta, Bangiophyceae, Galdieriales, Galdieriaceae. The record is from RefSeq and is a predicted model, not a curated record. The transcript has a single exon. The coding region runs from base 7 to 615 and encodes 202 amino acids.
UCGGUUAUGUUCCAUGACAAAGGGAAGUUGAUAUGGUUAUGGUGUUGUGUUGGUGCCUUUCUUUUGGCAAUUGCUUGUCACAAAGUUUAUUCAAAACUUGACUUGAAGCAAAACUACUCACGCAACUAUGAAUUCAUCUUUUUGUUUUCUUGUGGUCGUGCUGGUACCAAACACUUUUCCAAAGUCUUUGGUGACCCCGACGCUUUUGUUACCCAUCAACUUGACUGCAACGAUAAACCCACGAGAGAGCUUAUCGCAGACUUUUAUAGACCUAUGCUUCAAAGUGCUUCGUUCGCAGAAUUGGAAAAAUAUGUUAAGAAUCAGCUAAUUCCUUUUAUGGAGAGCAACUUGAAAGCAACUGGGACAAGACGAUAUUUCUAUACUGGUCACGUGCCUUUUACUUUUGGUUUAGCAGAUUAUUUAUUGCAGCAUAUUCAAGUACCAGUAAAGAUUCUAAGAGUUCGACGUGGUAGAAUUCCUCUUGCUUUGAGCUUAUUGAGUAUGGGACCAGAGGAAGAGGAUCCUUGGGUGGAAAAGAGCAACGUUUCUAAAUAUAGAAAGAGGUUUGUGGAAAAAUUUCAUGGACUUGAGAAUCGUUUUGUUUACAAGUUCUGAAGAUGGCUUCUAUCUCCUACAGAUCCUCUCGUGAAGCUUCCUUGCCCUUCUCUCGUUUGGAGUCGCUUAAACCGUUUCCAGAAAUACUUGUGGUGAGCUGUGAAGAAUUGUGUAUUCAAUCACUCUGAAGUCUUGUUUUCUUUCUAGGGUAGUUGAUGAUACGGAGUGCCGUUGGCAAUAUUUUAAAAGACAGUAUAAAUUUACUUUUUUAGAA